Rotaria sp. Silwood2 is the source of this 882-nucleotide messenger RNA. The record is from the annotation of a GenBank genome assembly. Lineage: Eukaryota; Metazoa; Rotifera; Eurotatoria; Philodinida; Philodinidae.
AUGUUUUCACUCGGCUGUUUUCCAUACGAAAUGAAAAAUAAACGUGCAUCUACUAUUCGUUCUUUUGUUAAUGGUACAUUAAAAACUUUCGGUUUAGCAUUGGAUUCAGAAAAAUUUGUUGUGACUAACAAUGAACCGAUAAUGACAUGUACUUUCAAUACAGAUUGUAAACGUAUAGGAUGCAGCGAUCAUUACAUCAACAAACAACUUCAACAUACGUUUACAACAAAAACAAUUGAUGAAAAAUUAGUUGAUUGUGAUGUAGCACAAGAACUUUUCAAUAAUGCUAAAAUUAUGGUUUCAAAUAUUCGUCGAUCACAUAAACAACAGAACUUAUCUAAAAAAUUAAUUUUAUACGCAGAUACACGUUUUUAUGGAGCAUAUGCAAUGUUAAAUGUAUUUUCAAGUAUUUUUGAUGAAUUAGUUCAAAUACUAGAUUCGAAAUUAUUAACAACUUAUUCUCGUAUAAAUGAUGACUUUUUACUUGAUAUAUGCCGAUUUUUAUUACCAUUUGAUACAGUUAUUAAAGCUUUAAGCAAACGUUUGGAUGAAAAAUGGGAACUAGCCGAUGAACAUCUUAUUGCGGCAGUACUUCAUCCAAACAAUAAACAUUUACAUAAAAGUCCUCAUUUGAAAGAAUGUGCAAUACUUUUAUUAAAACAAGAAAUGUUUAAACGUCAUGACCGUUUUUCAUCUACAACUACAUCAACUGUUGCCGGUUUACCAGAUACAUUAUCAACAACUUCAUCCACAUGUUCAUCAUCAAUAUCUUCCACAUCAGUUACAAAAUUUGUUUGUUUAGAUGCACGAGAUAUUUUAUUAAUGGAAGUAUUUGACAAACCACCUUCAGUAUCAGAAAACAUCAUGUUGAAAAAAAAUUAG